UGGCCCCCACAACUGUGCUGCUACUGCCCGCGUGCCAGAACCAUGAGGGCGCUCAGCGGCCCCCGCCUCGUGCUCUGCGGCCUGCUGCUGCUGCUGUCCCAGGCCCCAUGCGCCCCUGGCCUCGCCCCCCUGUCCAGAGGGCACCUCUGCCGGACCCGGCCCACCGACCUGGUGUUCGUCGUUGACAGCUCACGCAGCGUGCGGCCCGUGGAGUUUGAGAAAGUGAAGGUGUUCCUGUCCCAGGUCAUCGAGUCACUGGAUGUGGGGCCCAAUGCCACCCGCGUGGGCCUGGUCAACUACGCCAGCUCCGUGAAGCAGGAGUUCCCGCUGCGGGCCCACAGCUCCAAGGCUGAGCUGCUGCAGGCCGUGCGCCGCAUCCAGCCGCUGUCCACGGGCACCAUGACGGGUCUGGCCAUCCAGUUUGCCAUCACCAAGGCCUUAAGCGAUGCAGAGGGUGGUCGCCCCAGGUCUCCCGACAUUAGCAAGGUGGUCAUCGUGGUGACGGACGGGAGGCCCCAGGACAGCGUGAGGGACGUGUCUGCGCGGGCCCGGGCCGGCGGCAUCGAGCUGUUCGCUAUCGGCGUGGGCCGCGUGGACAAGGCCACGCUGCAGCAGAUCGCCAGCGAGCCGCAGGACGAGCACGUCGACUAUGUGGAGAGCUACAGCGUCAUCGAGAAGCUGUCCAAGAAGUUCCAGGAGGCCUUCUGCUUGGUGUCAGACCUGUGUGCCACGGGCGACCAUGACUGUGAGCAGGUGUGUGUCAGCUCCCCGGGCUCCUACGCCUGUGCCUGCCGCGAGGGCUUCAGCCUGAACAGUGAUGGCAAGACCUGCAACGUCUGCAACAGUGGCGGGGGCAGUUUGGCUACUGACUUGGUCUUCCUGAUUGAUGGGUCCAAGAGUGUGCGGCCAGAGAACUUUGAGCUGGUGAAGAAGUUCAUCAACCACAUUGUGGACACGCUGGAUGUAUCGGACAAGUUGGCCCAGGUAGGGCUGGUACAGUACUCAAGCUCUGUGCGCCAGGAGUUCCCCUUGGGCCGCUUCCACACCAAGAAGGACAUCAAGGCAGCCGUGCGGAACAUGUCCUACAUGGAGAAGGGCACCAUGACCGGGGCUGCCCUCAAGUACCUCAUCGACAAUUCUUUCACUGUGUCCAGCGGGGCUAGGCCUGGUGCCCAGAAGGUGGGCAUUGUCUUCACUGAUGGCCGGAGCCAGGACUACAUUAAUGAUGCUGCCAAGAAAGCCAAGGACCUUGGCUUUAAAAUGUUUGCUGUGGGUGUGGGCAAUGCCGUGGAGGAUGAGCUGAGGGAAAUCGCCUCGGAGCCUGUGGCAGAGCACUAUUUCUACACAGCUGACUUCAAGACCAUCAACCAGAUUGGCAAGAAGUUGCAGAAGAGGAUCUGUGUGGAGGAAGACCCGUGUGCUUGCGAGUCCAUCGUGAAAUUCCAGACCAAAGUGGAGGGGCUGCUGCAGGCCCUGACCCGGAAGCUGGAAGCUGUGAGUAAGCGGCUGGCCAUCCUGGAGAACAGAAUCGUCUAAGGCCUCCUGUCCCCAGUGCAGCUCACGGAGCCCUGCGUGUGUCCCCUGGAGCCCAAGUGUAGUCUAGCUUUGCCAGUUCAGCGAGAGGGGUUUGGGAGGUGGGAUCCCAGGACAGGACUGGGCUUCCUCCUCUCUCACCCUUCGAGCCUGGGGGCAGUGUGCGUUUAAGUGUGUGUGCUGGGAGAGUGUGCCUGUUCAGGAGAGCAUGCAUGUGUGUGUGUGUGUGUGUGUGUGUGUGUGUGUGUGUGUAUGCCCAAGGGUAGGCAUGUGACUAGGAACAUGAGUGAGAACGCAGGGGUGAGUG
This is a messenger RNA of Capra hircus (goat), 1840 nucleotides long. It is a transcript of the gene MATN1, whose product is annotated as matrilin 1, cartilage matrix protein. NCBI's taxonomy places the organism in Eukaryota, Metazoa, Chordata, Mammalia, Artiodactyla, Bovidae. Gene Ontology annotation, molecular function: calcium ion binding. The coding region runs from base 43 to 1536 and encodes 497 amino acids. The transcript has 8 exons. The record is from RefSeq and is a predicted model, not a curated record.